Messenger RNA from Knipowitschia caucasica, 4707 nucleotides. NCBI's taxonomy places the organism in Eukaryota, Metazoa, Chordata, Actinopteri, Gobiiformes, Gobiidae. The record is from the annotation of a GenBank genome assembly.
AUGCCACUUAGCGAAUACAAUCUGUUAGAAACUAUAAUUGAUGAUGCUACGCCAAAUUUGCAAAUCCAGGCACUUAAUUUCUACCUACAAAGAGAUUUUGAUAAGCAUAUCACUAUACAAUGUUCUCAACAGUUUCUGAACAAACUGGACAAAUUCAUUUCCAAGAGUUUAAAACAGGGACAUUGUCCAGCUGCCUGUUUGGGUUUUACUGUCAUUUACAAAUAUGGCAAGAACUUGAAACUCCCCACAGCGGAGGACUUCCUUGAUGCAUUAAUUGAGAUUCAAGAGUCUGGAAAAACAGGAUCCAUUCAAGUUACUGAGUCCUUUCUUUAUCCCAUAAGUCAGAUGGCAGUUGACCCCCGAAUCAACAUCCUAAUUCAGAAAGAGGCAAUUCGUAAGUUCAACCUGAUUUUGGACAAAAGCCCAAUGAAGCUAAAGAAAGACGGGAAAAUGCUACAGUCACAAGAGGCGGCACAUGUGAUGUCUAACCUGGCCAACAGAAUAAUAGAUGGAGGGGAUUACGACUUCCAAACAGCUUUGAUGGAGGCUUUGUGUAGAAUGGCCACAUGUGAACAGAGGAGACAGCUGGCAGAUCGCUGGUUUACCAUGGAACAUGUGUCCACAGCAUUUGUGAAGAUCAAAGAUAGCGAGUUUGAGACUGACUGUCGCAAGUUUCUCAACUUGGUCAAUGGAAUUAAAGGAGACAAAAGAAGUGUGUUCUCAUUCCCAUGUCUGGAGGUGUUUUUGGGCAAAAAUGAGCUGCUGAUGCCGGCUGAUGAGAAGCUGGAGGAAUUCUGGAUCGAUUUCAACAUAGGUAGUCACAGCAUCUCCUUCUACUUCUCGUUGCCUGAUGGAGCACAGGAGGAACAGUGGGAAACGAUAUGCAUAAAUGAGAACGAAGUAAAGAGUUACACUGUUAAAGAAGAGGGCAAGAGGAAAAUGCUGAAUCUGGAUAUGUCUGAGGUGGUGAUCGUUGGCUCAGUGGAUGGGUCCUCUCUCACUAUUCACUUCAGCAGUGGCCUGGAUAUUCUGCCUGUAGUUCAGAAAGUUUUUGGGUCCAAAAAAAACACGAGUUUUGUGAGGAAGACAGGAGCUUCAGUGGCGAAAACUACUGUCAAAAUGGUUAUUGACCAGAACAGCGCCACGUCUCAGACUGUCCCAGAAAGCCAAAUGUCACUUGGGGAAAGUGAAAAAUGUGGUGGUUCCAUGAUGAAAACUCCAGCUAAAAUGAGGGCAUCUGAGUCCACCAACUUUAUCAGCAGCAGUGGUGGGGGAGGUGCAAGGUCGGUCUCUUCAGUUCUCCCUGCAGCUAAAUGUAAAGGAAAACCCUCUCUGACGAUGGUCCGCUCUGUUGAGAGGCAAGAACAAAAUGGCAUUGGUGAAUUGAGAACAGCCAAGAGCAGUCUUGACACUACUCCUGUUAUUGCCAGAAGAGAAAAGGACAUGAAUGAAACAAAAAAGAUGACAUAUUUAACAAAACCAAGAGCUACAAUUGUAUCGGAACCAAAGGAAGUUGAGCCUCCACUGGACAGUACUUUUGUGCCGGACUCACAGCCCACAACAAGUAGAAACAUUUCCUCAACAUGGCACAAGUUCUCUGUUUCUGAGAUGCUGAUGUUGCCUACACAAAAAAUGGGCUCCUUGCCAAAAUCUGGAUCUCCACAAAUUUCUGCUCAAAGAAAGUCGGGCCCCUCCUCAGUUCUGAAGACGUCUGCUCCGUCCUCAGGCCCAGUCCAUCCUAAGCAGUUCCACACUGAGCUCACUCAGCGUCUACAGCAAGUUCUGCAUGAGAGGAACAAAUCUGAGUCUUCUCAAUCUGUUGAUUUCCAAAAAGGGAAGGUUUCAGACACCAAGGAAAAGCCAAAAAGCAAUAACGCUGUUGUUGCUGUUGCAUUGAAUUUACCGGAUCUUAAAGAGAAGAGGCCUCGGAGAAGCACCAGGAGCAAAGGGAAUUGUAAGCCACAAGUGGAGGAAGACACUUGUGUAAUGAAAGCUCCCGGGAGGGCUGCUGUCAAAAGUGCCACACUGUCUAAAAAAGAGAAGAGAGAUGCAGAAGUUACUGGUAAGAUGGUGAAGCACAUCUCCAGUCAUUAUGAAGUCAAAGUAAAGGGUAAAAGACUCUCCCAGUUUUUGAUACCCCCAUCACCACUCAUUGGAAGACCUUUCUUCAACAUGAAGUGGCACACAUGUAUGGGAAAUGUCACAACUUUGGUUCAGUCUAAGAGCAAAGAAAGAAGUCAAAGCAAAGAUGUUUUUGCCUUCAAUGUUGAUACACCACAAAGUAUUGGGGUGAACAGAGCUAUCACAUCCUCUACACGAAUUGGUUUCUCAGAAGAUUCAAGCCUUCCCUCCACUAAUAAAAAGCAACAACCACCUCCUAAAACAAAGCGUCAUGUGAAGAAGCAUCUCUUCAGUGACACUGACACUGACCGCGGCACUACAGACGUGAGCUGGCUGAGAGAGUCCAGCAGGAAACCCAAACCCAAAGUGACCAAAUAUCCCAGAGCAGCUCCAACUAAAACUAAAGUGGCCCUAACUCUACCUUCAUCUGAUUCACCAAAGUGGACUGAUCCUUACCUAGUACCAUGCCCAAAACCUGAUGUCAUUGCUCAAUCAACCAAGGUUAAGGCCCAACCGCAGCAGAAAAAAAAGGAGACGUCUGCUGCAGCUCUGAGAGCAGCUGCCAUCAGAAGGUCCUCCAGAGCAGCAGCCCACUCCCUGAAAAGCUACAGGGAGAUGGACAGUGAGGGGAGCCAGUCAGACUCUGAGCUCUUCAAGGUUGGAAAAUUUGAGAAAACCAAUUUGAAUGGAAAAAAUAAUAACAGAAAACUACAAUCAAAACCAUUUGUUGAACCUGAGAUCCAAAUCAGCAGCCAAUCAGACUCAGAAGCAGGCCACACAGUUUUUUCAAUGUGUGCAGUAAAUGAGACUAAGCAAAAAAAGAGGUCCAACUUUGAACGAGUUGCAAACAAAAAACUACGAACAGAAAAUGUAUUUCAAGAUUUUAAAAAGUCACGUGAAGAAGAUAAGUCAGUUAAGCCAGCAAAUAUUCUUAAGGAAAGUGCCAAAAAGAAGAAUGUUGCCCCGGUUAAAGAACAGAGUGGAUCAUUGAAGGAGUCCUGGGCCCAGCGCCAGGCCAUGUCUUCACCGCUCUCUUUUAUCGAGAGGAUGAGAUCUGCGGAGCGGUCAGGCCCGAGCUUAGAUUUGCCUUGUUCCCCAGUUCUGAGCCUACAGGCGUCCCCUCUCACUUUCUCCCCAAACCCUGAUGCUCCAGAGCCCCUGACCCAUACCCCGCCGCUGCCCAAACCAUGCUCCACAGUCACCAGCGCGGGAGACUUCAAGGCACUGAAGCAAAGGGCCUCCAGGACACAGUCCAUUAAGUCUGUGACCUCAAUGCUCUCACUCACCCAAAGAGGUCACUGCAAACCCUUUGGAUCCGGUAGGACUUGUGCUGACCAGAGUCCAGCAAAGGAGGAUCUAUCUUCUUGCUUUCAGUCGCCUCUGUCUUUGUCACGGCCUUUAUUGACGUCCACUCUGGUGAACAAGGAGUGCCUCAGCCUGCCCUCCCUGCCCCCCUCUCCACAGCUAGAGGCCCAGGGCAGUUUUAACAAAAUAUCUCCAGUCUCAGCAGUGUCUCUAAGCCGGGUGUCCACUAAGUCAUCGGUCACAGACAAAGAAGCGGACAGAGCAUCUGCUGCUUUGAGGACAGAGAAAACACCACAGAUGGAUGUAAGCCUCCUGUCUGCAGAGGAUGUGAUGUCAGGCCCAAGUCACAAAAGGCACAUGUUGUACUCUUCGUCAAACAACUCUGAUGAGGAAGACAAAGAAAAAAUGAAGAAAAGCAAAGCGAGAACACAGCACUCUCCUCGAAUGAAGCCAAGAAAGCUCUUUAAAUCGACAACUAAAACUCAUGAACUGAUAGAGAGCUGGGAAGAGCACAGCGCUGUAGACAAAAGCAAGAGUGACAACAUGGCCAAAGCUGCAAAGAAGAAAUCAGAGGAGGAAAAUAUAAGUGUUAAAAAGAGAAGAUUGUCGGCUGAAGGCAGCGUGAGUCAUCUGUUGUCUUCCUCCCACACUGUCACCAGUGGACAUUGGGAUGCAGAUACGGAGGAUGGAGACAUUGAUGAUUUGGACACGCCCAGACUCAACCCAAAGAGUCUCUGCCACGAGUUCUCCUGCAAACUCAAGCAGAAGUUCAAGAGUCGAUUUAGGAUGGUGGAUGUUUAUAACAAACAGUCAUUGAAGACAUUCCAGCAGCACAUUUCUACAAUCGACUCAGAGGUUGCCAAGCACAGAGCCCUGGAAGAGGAGCAGGUGCAGAGGGUCCUUCUGGAGGAGAUUCAUAAACUGGAGCAGGGCGAUACACUGCUGAAAACCAUGGAGAACGACCUCACUAUUCAUUGGAACAAACAGAGUGUGUCCUUUCGAUCUUUACAAAAACAAGAGAAAAAAAGAACUGAAGUGCUGAAAAACACGCUGCAGAAUAACGUGUGUCACAGUCUAGGAGAGGAGCGACUUUUCACAUCACAGAUGUGUCUGAUAAGGAAUGACAUGAAAUCAGCUCAGGACAGGCUUCUCACUGAAAUGACUGCACAGUCCACAGUCCCAGUGACACAUUAUUCAGGUAAGAAAAGUGAAGCUGGUCACAUGCACAACUUCAUCCACUACACGGAUCACGCCGCCUCAUCAAAGGAGUCCAUGAAAUAG